Penicillium maclennaniae is the source of this 783-nucleotide messenger RNA. RefSeq lists its product as uncharacterized. Lineage: Eukaryota; Fungi; Ascomycota; Eurotiomycetes; Eurotiales; Aspergillaceae. The transcript has 3 exons. The record is from RefSeq and is a predicted model, not a curated record. Bases 1 to 783 code for a protein of 260 amino acids.
AUGUCCUACAACGAAUACAAUUCCAACAACGACCGGUCCGAGUACGGCGGCGGCGGCCGAGGCGGAGACAACUACUACGACCAGUCCAACGACUUCUCGGGCCGCAACCAGGGCCAGGGCUAUGGCCGUGAAGAGCAGGGCCAAAGCUAUGGCCGCAAUGAAGGCCAGGGAUACGGCCGCAACGAAGGUCAGGGAUACGGUGGUCGCGAGGAGCAGGGUCAGGGCUAUGGCCGUGAGGAGGGCCAAGGCUACGGCAACCAAGGCCACCACGGCCACCAGGAUCAAGGCCAGCAAGAGUACCGCGACACGCGCUACCAAGGCUCAGAGCCCUACUCCGGCGGUGACGACUUCUCCGCCGCCGCCCAACACGCCUCGCACCACGACAGCGGCAACAGCGACCUCUUCUCCAAUCUCGACGAGCAGCAUGCCGUGCAGGCCCACCAGGCUAUGUACAAUGGUGGCAAUGAUGAGGGCCAGACUCAUGACUCGAGCACUGUUGGUGCGGGUGCUGCUGUGCAGGCCUUGAAGAUGUUUACGGGUGGCGGAAGCAGUGAUGGCGGUAUGGAUAAGAAUAAGUUGAUAGGGAUGGCAAUGGCUCAGGCUGGAAAGCUGUGGGAUGAGAAGUCUAACAAUGGAGCUAACAUGUCCGGUGACAAGCAGUCUGCUAUCAACAAUGCUGCCGAGAUGGCUUUGAAGAUGUACAUGAAGAGUGGUGGUGGUGGUAUUGGUGGUACGGGUGGUGCCAGUGGCUUGAUGAGCCUGGCCAGCAAGUUCCUGUCCUAG